This is a messenger RNA of Suricata suricatta (meerkat), 4756 nucleotides long. RefSeq names its product EH domain binding protein 1 like 1 (gene EHBP1L1). Gene Ontology annotation, molecular function: protein binding. NCBI's taxonomy places the organism in Eukaryota, Metazoa, Chordata, Mammalia, Carnivora, Herpestidae. The record is from RefSeq and is a predicted model, not a curated record.
GGUGCGGCUCCAGGAAACGGCGCGCUCGCCACUCAGCGCUCCCGCGACCCGACGCGCCCCGGACAACCCGCCGACUUAGCCGGACCACCCGGCGGCCCUAGCGGCCGCCCCGGGGAUAUCGGCCCCGGGUCCGAGCCUCGAACAUCUCCGACGGACGGGGCGGGCGGCUCGGAUAGCACCCCCGGAGGCCAUGGAGACCCAGGGCCGGCCAGCGGUCCCAGGCCAGCGGGAGCCCCGAGUCUGAGGAUACAGCGGCCGGGGCGGCGGGGGCCAUGACCUCGGUGUGGAAGCGCCUGCAACGCGUGGGCAAGCGGGCCGCCAAGUUUCAGUUUGUGGCCUGUUACCAUGAGCUGGUGGUGGAGUGCACCAAGAAAUGGCAACCGGAUAAGCUGGUGGUGGUAUGGACCCGUCGCAACAGGCGCAUCUGCUCCAAGGCCCACAGCUGGCAGCCAGGCAUCCAGAACCCAUACCGGGGCACCGUGCUGUGGAUGGUGCCGGAGAACGUGGACAUCUCUGUGACCCUGUACAGGGACCCUCACGUGGACCAGUAUGAGGCCAAAGAGUGGACGUUUAUUAUUGAGAAUGAGUCCAAGGGGCAGCGGAAGGUGCUGGCCACCGUGGAGGUGGACCUGGCCCAGCACGCGGGGCCCGUGCCUGCCCCGGUCCCCCUGCGGCUGCGGCUGAAGCCCAAGUCGGUGAAGGUGGUGCACGCCGAGCUGAGCCUCACCCUGUCGGGGGUACUGCUUCGCGAGGGCCGCGCCACGGACGAUGACAUGCAGAGUCUUGCGAGCCUCAUGAGCGUGAAGCCUAGUGAUGUGGGCAACCUGGACGACUUUGCUGAGAGUGACGAGGAGGAGGCUAAUGGUCCGGGUGCCCCCGAGGCACGGGCUCGUGUCCCCCAGCCAGAUCCCGAUCCCUCUCGGGAGCUGAAGACACUUCGUGAGGAGGAGGAGGAGGGCCGGGCGCAGCCCAAGCAGGCAGGUCUUAGACAGCCAGGCCAGGAGGUGGCCCCCACCCCAGCCCCUCGGCUCCGGAAAGGCUCUGAUGCCCCCUGGCCUCCAGUCCCCCAAGGGGAAGAGGAGGCUCCCAAAGUCUCAGGGCCUCCCCCAGCAGAAGUGGGUUCUUCUGAGCAGCCCCGGGCCCAGGAGAGCCCGCAGGAAGGGACAGAGGUUCAGGGAGCCAGGCUGGGCCCAGGCAUUGAGGAUGGGGGCUCUGGAGACUCUUGGGGAGGGCCGAAACCUAAGGUUGAGGGGAGAAGCACUGGGGAUAGGCUGGGGACUGGGGGAGUAGACAUUGAGCUGGAGUCAGGGGUCAGGGAGGUGAACACUAAGAGGUCAGACGUCAGAGCCGGGGAGGCAGAAGGAAGUUUAGAAGGGAGUCAAGUGGCUGCUGAGGAGAUGUCAAAGGUGAGACAUGUGGACACUGAGGGACCAGAGGCUACAGGGGCGAUGCCCGAGGCAAGAUUCAAGGGGACUCCUGAAGCUCCUCCAAGGGGCUCUCAGGGGAGGAGGGCGGUCAGGACCAGGGAUGAGGCUCCCAUAGUCCUGAGCCCACCCCCCGCAGAACCUGCAUGGCACUCCCAGCAUCUCAGUAACAUCAGCGGGGCCGGGGGUGCUGCAGGCCAGGAGAGAGAGAGUGCAGAGGUGAGAGGCAGAGCCCCUGGUUUUGGGGGGACAGGCCUGGAGCAGGGUCCCUCUGUUGGAGCGGCAAAGGCCAGGCCCCAGGUGAGCGGGCAUCAGGGCGCUCCAUCAGCUGGCCAGGGGGUGAUGUCUAGGGAUCUGGGGGUCUGGGAAGCAGACACUCGGGAUUCGAGGGUCCUGGGAACAGAGACCGUGAGGGCAGAGUCAGAGGUACUGGAGACCCAGGAGACCAAAGCGGGGGGAUCAGGGUUCCCAGAGAUAGAGAUGGGGACAGCAGAAGCUGAGGCCUUGGGGGCCCAGGAGACAGAGCUCGUGAGCUCAGGGGUCCUGGAGUCAGAGGCAGCUGGCAUGGCAGAGUCUGAGGAUCUGGGAGCCCAGAAAACAGAGGCUGAAGGUUCAAGGUUUCUGGGGACAAAAUCUAGGACGGCAGAGGCUGAGAUAUUGGGGACCCAGGAGAUAGCUGGUGGUUCAGGCAUACUGAGGCUAGAAACUGAGAUAGCAGAAUGUGAAAUAUUGGGGGCCCGGGAGACAGAGGUGGGGCGUUCCAGGAUGCCAGAGAUAGAGGCUAGGGCAGCGGAGGCUGAGAUAUUGGGAACCCAAGAGGCCAAGGUAGGUGGUUCAGGGAUAAAAUCUGAGAUAGCAGGGACCCAAGAAACAGAGGUAGGGAGCUCAGGGGUCCCAGGGUUCGAGACUGAGACAGCAGCAGCCGAUAUACCGGGGACCCAGGAGAUAGCAGCUGGGGAUUCAGGGAUUCCUAGGAUAGAAAAUGAGAUAGGAGCCCAGGAGACAGAGGUGGGGGAUUCAAGGGUUUUAGGUUCAGGAGUUGGAAUGGCAGAGGCUGAGAAACUGGGGACUCAACGGACAGAAAGGACAGUUUUAGAGUCUGAGAAGGAAAAGGCUAAGACUUUGGGGGUCCAGGAGGCAGAGUCUGGGCUCUGGGACACUCUUCAAAAUGAAGCUUUACAGGAAUCCAUCACUAAGUGUGGAGUUUUAGGGCCCCAGGGAGCAGAGGCAGAGACCACAGUUUUGAGGGCCCAGGAGGUAGAAAGUGAGGUUUUGGGAAUUUCAGAGGCCAAGUCUGGGGCUUGGGGGGCCCAGGAAGCAGAAAUGGAGAUUUCAGGGCCUCCAGAGAACGAAUCUGGUAUUUUUGAGGCCCAGGAAGCAGAGGCUGGGGUCUCAGGGACUGAAAAGGGACAAGAAGCUGAGGGAAACCUCCCCGAGGCCAGCCUGAUUGAGGUGCAGGUGGCCAGUGGGGCAGGGGCUGGGGUGCCCAAGCCCUCGGGGGCCUCUUCCCCAGAGGAGCCUGAAGAAGACGGGAGGCUGCCGGGCAGCCAGGCACCACGUGCUCCGGUCAGCUCUAGUCAGUCCCUGCUGGAGUGGUGCCAGGAAGUCACCGCUGGGUACCGUGGUGUCCGAGUCACCAACUUCACUACAUCUUGGCGCAACGGCUUGGCCUUCUGUGCCAUCCUGCAUCGAUUCUACCCAGACAAGAUCGACUAUGCCUCCCUGGACCCACUCAACAUCAAACAGAACAAUAAGCAGGCCUUCGAUGGCUUCGCGGCUCUGGGCGUGUCGCGGCUGCUGGAGCCGGCGGACAUGGUGCUGCUGUCGGUGCCCGACAAGCUCAUCGUCAUGACGUACCUGUGCCAGAUCCGCGCCUUCUGCACCGGGCAGGAGUUGCAGCUAGUGCAGCUGGAGGGCGGCGGCGGCGCGGGCACGUACCGCGUGGAUAUGGAGGUGCUGGUCCAAGAUGGCCUAGGUCCAGAGAUGAGGUGCAUCAGCUCACAAAAGCCUGUGAAGCCCAACCCUGAGAACCAGGACUGUGAGGCUCCUAGAGUGGGAGUGGACUGGCUCCGGAUCACAGGGCCAGGCGGAGGGAAGGCCAUGGCCUUCCCUUGCAGAGGCACUUUCCCUGGAGGGGCGGAGGGUGGGGUUCCCAGCGGGCAGGACUGGAGGAGCAGCUGGGGGUGGGCGGGGCCUGGAACGGGGCCUUGCCUCCCUGUGUGGCCUGAGGCUCAGGCUGGCCCUAGGGCUGGGCUGUUGGGGAGCCCCGCAAGCCCUCACUGGCCCCUUUCUCCACAGGAAGGCCUGGGCCCUGACCCCAGCCCUGCCCCUGGCCCACCUACAACCGCAGCCCCACAGCAGCCCCCUGGUGGGAGCCCCCCACCGGAGGAGCCACCACCAAGUCCAGGGGAAGAGGCUGGGCUGCAGCGGUUCCAGGACACAAGUCAGUACGUGUGCGCAGAGCUUCAGGCCCUGGAACAGGAGCAGAGACAGAUAGACGGGCGGGCAGCCGAGGUGGAGACACAGCUGAGGAGCCUCAUGGAGUCAGGUGCCAACAGGUUGCAGGAAGAGGUGCUGAUCCAGGAGUGGUUCACGUUGGUCAACAAGAAGAACGCGCUCAUCCGCAGGCAGGACCAGCUGCAGCUGCUCAUCGAGGAGCAGGACCUGGAGCGGAGGUUCGAGCUGCUGAGCCGGGAGCUACGCGCCAUGCUAGCUAUCGAAGACUGGCUGAAAACGGCCGCGCAGCAGCGCCGAGAGCAGCUUCUGCUGGAGGAGCUGGUGUCGCUGGUGAACCAGCGGGAUGAGCUGGUCCGGGACCUGGACCACAAGGAGCGGAUUGCCCUGGAGGAGGACGAGCGCCUGGAGCGGGGCCUGGAGCAGCGGCGCCGCAAGCUGAGCCGCCAGCUGAGCCGGCGCGAGCGCUGUUCGCUGAGCUGAGGCCUGGCCCGCUCGGACCGCAGGCUUUCUCGCCGCCUCCGGACUGGCGCUCCGGAGGACCGGGACCGCUCCCCCGACGCAGCGCGCCGCUCCACAGGGCCGCCGUGCCCCGUGUGUGUGUAGAGGUGGGGGGGGAGCGAGGCGCCCCCUGGGGGCCCGACAGACAGGAGCGGCUGGACGGCCGUGCCGUCCGGGCCGUAUUUAUUUGUCCGUGUGAGUGUGUGUGCGUGUUUGCGGGUCCUGGGGGUCCCAGGAGCGCCCCGCAGAGCCCCUCCCUGAUGGCAGUGCCCUGGCCAGCCAGCAGGGGGGACAGGGAUGGCGAGUGAACCUCGGCGCCCCGCCCUAUCCCCCUUUCCAGAUCUUCGUGAGCAAUAAAGUUGGACGAGGCAACACCA